CUCCAGUCUGAACAUUGUGUUAUUCCUGACUUACAGAAACUUCCCUUGGAACUUAACUGUGCAAAAGGAAAGCAAUAAUUUUUGUAAAUGCAUGAGCAAGGGCGGACUGACAACUCAUGGGGCCCCCAGGCAAUAGGGGAUCAUGAGGCCCCUGUGUCCUUGCCCAAACUCAAAAAAGCCUAUGAAAAAGGUACCAGGGGCAUCUCAUGGGGCCCCCUACUGACCCCGGGCCCUCGGGCAGUGCCCGAGUUUCCAAAUGGUCAGUCCGCCCCU
This is a messenger RNA of Staurois parvus, 273 nucleotides long. Lineage: Eukaryota; Metazoa; Chordata; Amphibia; Anura; Ranidae. The record is from the annotation of a GenBank genome assembly.